Messenger RNA from Aspergillus homomorphus CBS 101889, 750 nucleotides. RefSeq lists its product as uncharacterized. The record is from RefSeq and is a predicted model, not a curated record. The coding region runs from base 1 to 750 and encodes 249 amino acids. NCBI's taxonomy places the organism in Eukaryota, Fungi, Ascomycota, Eurotiomycetes, Eurotiales, Aspergillaceae. The transcript has a single exon.
AUGAAAAGUCCAGAGCAUGUGCAUGAUGCACAAGGAAGUAUCGCAUCUCACAAAAAGGAAGUGGUAGAAGGCCGUGAGACGGCACUGAACAAUGUCACGGAUACGAGGUUGGGCGACUGCGACGUACAGUUGAUUGAUGAUUUGAACCGAAGACUGAAGUGGCUUUCCAAUCAGUUGAGCCCAGGACGAAGACCUUACCAUUUUGCGUUGCUCGCCAACCACUGGCUGAAUACAGAGACAUGGAUCGUUAUCGACCCUCCGACUCGGAUCUCCAUCGAUGCUCGACGGCGACUGGGAGAUCCAAGAUUCAACGAUCCAUACCCGGCGGUUGACUGGACGCCUCGGCCGAAGUAUCCCAAGACGCAGCGCAAGACGGCCAAUGUCCCAAAAAUCAAUUCCUGGAGAGCAGCUGUCAACCGGAAUCGAAAAGCAUGUGGAUUUGACGACGUCAUCAAGGGGGUUGAGCUCUUUGAAGGCUCAGCCGAUACUCCGCCUGAUGGCAAGGUCGACCCUGCAUGUUGGAUUCUUCGAAAACCUCCUCAGGGUUUUAGCAUAUCUUCUCGCCAGGGCACUGUGUUCUACGAGGGCGGCGCAGGCUGGCAAGAGACUUUGGACGAUUGGCAAAAGGUUCGCCGUGGCUAUCGAAUUCGGAAGGCAAUCCACGAAGGAAGGGUAAACCGAAAGAGGGCAAAGGAGAUCGCAUUGGGUAUCACCAGAUACUACCGGCUGAGUGUACCCAAGGUCUCCUGA